This is a messenger RNA of Nematolebias whitei (Rio pearlfish), 1348 nucleotides long. RefSeq names its product wingless-type MMTV integration site family, member 9B (gene wnt9b). The coding region runs from base 81 to 1148 and encodes 355 amino acids. The transcript has 4 exons. Gene Ontology annotation, cellular component: extracellular region. Gene Ontology annotation, biological process: cell fate commitment; neuron differentiation; canonical Wnt signaling pathway. Gene Ontology annotation, molecular function: cytokine activity; frizzled binding. NCBI's taxonomy places the organism in Eukaryota, Metazoa, Chordata, Actinopteri, Cyprinodontiformes, Rivulidae. The record is from RefSeq and is a predicted model, not a curated record.
AAAGAGACGCGCCGAACACACGGCACCAACUUUCUCCGUUGAAGAAUCAGCGAAAUGAGGCACAGCGCCAACCCGGCACAAUGCGCUCCAGGCUCCCAAGGACCGCCUGCUUAUUCCGAACUGUUGCGCUCUGCAUCCUCCUCUCUCACGCUGCAGCUUACUUUGGGCUGACAGGUCGGGAGCCUUUGGUGUUUUUACCAGGUCCGUUUUCCAAUGAAUCUCCAAGCGGGAAGGCCCACCUGAAGCAGUGCGAGCAGAUGAGUCUGAGCCGGCGGCAGAAGCGCAUGUGCCGCCGGGAGCCGGGUCUGGCAGAGACGCUCCGGGAGUCGGUGCGCCUCAGCCUGCUGGAGUGUCGCUACCAGUUCCGGAGCGAGCGCUGGAACUGCAGCCUGGAUGGUCGGGGAAGCCUCCUGAAAAGAGCGUUCAAGGAGACCGCCUUCCUGCUGGCCGUGUCCUCUGCAGCGCUGACCCAUGCCCUCGCCAAAGCGUGCAGCUCGGGCCGGAUGGAGAGGUGCACGUGCGACGACUCCCCCGGCAUCCAGCACCGAGAAGCGUGGCAGUGGGGGGUCUGCGGUGACAACCUGAAAUACAGCACCAAGUUUCUCAAGAAGUUCCUCGGUCAAAAAAGGGUCAGCAAAGACCUCAGGGCUCAGAUGGACGCCCACAACAUCAACGUUGGAAUUCGGGCAGUAAAGAGUGGACUGAAAACGACCUGCAAGUGCCACGGGGUCUCCGGCUCCUGUGCCGUGCGGACUUGCUGGAAGCAGCUGUCGCCUUUCCACGACACGGGGCGGCUGCUCAAGUACCGAUACGACAACGCCAUGAGGGUGCUGAGCGUCACCAACGUGGCCACGGGGGAGACGGAGCUCGCCGGCCCUCGUCGCCACGGCCAGAGCCUCCGCAACACGGACCUGGUCUACCUGGAGGACUCGCCAAGCUUCUGCAGGCCGUCCCGUUACUCGCCCGGCACGGGGGGCCGGUCCUGCACCAAAGACACGAGCUGUCAGAGUCUGUGCUGCGGCCGCGGCUACAACACGGCCCUGCGCCUCACCAGCCUCUCCUGCCACUGCCAGGUGCGCUGGUGCUGCCACGUGGAGUGUCAGACGUGCGUGAGGGAGGAGGAGGUGUACACCUGCAAAAAUGCAUAAACAAAAUAGAAAAUGGAAGACUUGAGGUAAAAAAAGGAAAGCAGUGAGAAAAUGUGACAAAGACUGAUGUUGAAUCACGUCAGAGCAGAUCCCGUUCGUGACUUGCAUGUUGUUGUGGGAGGAAAAUGUAACCCUAUCAUAUUACUGGAGACUUGCUAAUCAUCACUGGUUUGAUUUGCAGCAGCUGACUGGAGGUGCUG